CAGAAGAAUUUCACACUCCAUUUUAGGGUUCACUUUGUAUUUGUAAUACCAUUUCCUCGCGCGGCACUGCUUCCCGCCGCCGCCGCCGUCAGCGUCAGCACCAAUGGCAGACGCAUCUUCUCUGCCGACGGAUCAACUCGCCGCCAUCACCCUCGACGAGGUUCCCAAAGCUAAUUUCUCCGACCGCGUCCCCAUCCGAUCCAUCAUCUCCCGCACCGACGGCGGCUCGGGCCUCGCCGGCAGGAAGGCGCGCGUUGGCGGCUGGGUGAAGACGGGACGCAAAGCCGACAAGGACGCUUUCGCGUUCCUGGAAAUCAACGACGGAAGCUGCGCCGGCAACCUCCAGGUCAUCGUCGAAGCCGCGCUGGGCGAACUCGGCCAACUCGUUCCCACCGGAACAUGCGUCGUCGUCGACGGCCACCUCAAACUUCCUCCCGCUGGCACCAGACAGAAGAUCGAACUCCGCGCCGAUAAGGUCCUCCACGUCGGUCCCGUCGAUCCCGCCAAGUAUCCUCUGCCCAAAAUGAGACUCACUCUCGAGUUCCUCAGAGAUUUCGUUCACCUUCGUUCCAGAACCAACACGAUAUCUGCGGUGGCUAGAAUUAGAAAUGCUCUUGCGUAUGCUACACAUACAUUUUUCAACAAGGAAGGGUUUCUAUACGUGCACACCCCCAUUGUUACCACAAGUGAUUGCGAGGGUGCGGGUGAGAUGUUUCAGGUGACCACUUUGCUGAGUGAGGCGGAGAGAUUGGAGAAGGAGUUGUUGCAGAAUCCACCUCCGUCGGAAGCGGAUGUGGAGGCGGCUAGGGUUGUUGUUCAGGAGAAAGGGGAGGUUGUGUCUCAGUUGAAAGCUGCCAAGGCGAGUAAGCAGGAGAUUGGUGCUGCUGUGGAUCAGCUUAAGAAGGCGAAGGAGAGUUUGGCUAAGGUGGAGGAGUGGUCUAAGCUUAAGCCUGGGAUUCCUAAAAAGGAUGAUGGAAAGGUGGAUUAUGGGAAAGAUUUCUUUGCACGUCAAGCGUUUUUGACAGUUUCAGGUCAGCUUCAAGUCGAGUCUUAUGCUUGUGCUCUGAGUAGUGUGUAUACCUUUGGCCCCACAUUUCGCGCAGAGAAUUCUCACACUUCCAGGCAUUUGGCCGAGUUUUGGAUGGUUGAACCUGAGAUUGCUUUUGCAGAGUUGAAGGAUGAUAUGAACUGUGCCGAGGCAUAUGUGAAAUUUAUGUGUCAGUGGCUACUUGACAACUGCCUUGAGGAUAUGGAGUUUAUGGCUGAUAAGUUUGAUAAAGGUUGCAUUGACCGUUUGAAAUUGGUUGCUUCCACUCCCUUUAUUCGAGUUACAUAUACAGAAGCAGUGGAAAUACUAGAAGAUGCUGUGAAGAAUGGUAAGAAAUUUGAAAAUGAAGUGAAAUGGGGAAUUGACUUAGCAUCUGAGCAUGAAAGAUACCUAACAGAGGUAAAGUUUCAGAAGCCCGUCAUUGUAUAUAACUAUCCAAAAGAUAUCAAAGCAUUCUACAUGCGGCUUAAUGAUGACUUAAAGACAGUGGCUGCUAUGGAUGUGCUUGUACCCAAGGUUGGAGAGCUAAUUGGUGGAAGCCAAAGGGAAGAACGUUAUGAUGUCAUCCAGACAAGAAUAAAGGAGAUGGGUUUGCCUGUUGAGCCAUAUGAGUGGUACCUUGAUCUGAGGCGGUAUGGAACAGUGAAACAUGCCGGAUUUGGCCUUGGCUUUGAAAGGAUGAUUCUCUUUGCCACUGGCCUGGAAAAUAUUAGAGAUGUGAUUCCCUUCCCACGAUAUCCUGGCAGAGCAGAUCUAUGAUUACAAGUGGUUUUUACGAAUCUAUUGCACCAAGUAGUUAAGUUGACAAUGGAAAUGUAGUAUUUAAAUAUAGCAUAUUUUUUUUUGUGUGUGAUGGCAACACCAAUAGUAGCCUUAUUGGGGAUUCCUCUUUGCCAAACUAAUUUAUUUUGGAAGGAUGCUGGGUUUUGAUAGUUAUUUCAUUUCUUUAUCCUCCACUUUCAUGCUGGUUGUUUUCAUUCGUUUACAAACUCUGCUCUGCAAAGGUCCGGCAAUCAAUAUUUCUGUUUACUCGUCACAUAUUGUAUUCAGUAUGGAUUAUGGAUGUUCUACGCUUGACAAAA
This is a messenger RNA of Glycine soja, 2130 nucleotides long. Its product is annotated as asparagine--tRNA ligase, cytoplasmic 1-like. Lineage: Eukaryota; Viridiplantae; Streptophyta; Magnoliopsida; Fabales; Fabaceae. Gene Ontology annotation, molecular function: asparagine-tRNA ligase activity; ATP binding; nucleic acid binding. Gene Ontology annotation, biological process: asparaginyl-tRNA aminoacylation. Gene Ontology annotation, cellular component: mitochondrion. The transcript has 6 exons. The record is from RefSeq and is a predicted model, not a curated record. Bases 104 to 1807 code for a protein of 567 amino acids.